AUGGUGAGGGAACCUGGGUCCAGGCGGCAGAUGGUGAGGGAUCAGGGUCCAGGGGCAGAUGGUGAGGGAACGGGGUCCAGGCGGCAGAUGGUGAAGGAUCAGGGUUCAGGGGCAGACGGUGAAGGAUCAGGGUCCAGGGGCAGAUGGGGAGGGAUCAGGAUCCAGGGGAAGAUGAGGGUGUUGGAUAAUCACAUGAUGAAUAAGAACGACUCCACCUGCCACCCAGAGAACGAGGAGCUCCGGUCAGGCAUGAGGAGCUCCAACAUGGUGAUCCUCUCUCUACUCCUCUGCCUGAUCCUCCUGGGGACAGGAUCCGGCCAUGGAGGACCCACGCUGGGCACGCGGUACGGGGAUCUACGGGGGGUCACGGUGGCGGUGAGGGACACCCCCGGGACCGUUGACGCAUUCUUCGGAGUUCCCUUUGCGAAGCCUCCAGUUGGCCCGUUGAGAUUUGCCAAUCCGGAACCGCCUGAAGGAGGGAGGGAUUGUAUGGGGAGGGAUUGUAUUCAUGGUAUCUGUGACUUCCAGGUGAUGGUCUUCAUACACGGCGGCGGACUCGUGAUCGGAGGGGCGAGUCUGUUUGAAGGAUCCGCUCUAAGCGUCUAUGAGAACGUGGUGGUUGUGACCGUCCAGUACAGACUGGGAGUACUGGGAUUCUUCAGCACCGGAGAUGAGAAGGUUCCGGGGAACUUCGGGGUGCUGGAUCAGGUGGCCGCUCUGCGGUGGGUUCAGGAAAACAUCCGGGGUUUUGGCGGUGACCCCGAGUCAGUCAUCAUAAUUGGCCAGUCAGCUGGCGCUCUCACCGUUUCCACUUUGGUUCUGUCCCCCAUGUCUGAGGGUCUCUUCCACAGAGCCAUCGCUGAGAGCGGAGUGCCGACUCUGCCGGGAUUUGCCGCCAACACGCCGGAAGAUCUCCUUUUUUAUAACAAUCCGCUGAUAUCGUUGCCUCUCUUCGUGGACGGCCAAUUGUUGCCGCGUCCGGUGGAGGACAUACUGGUCGCCGGGGAGAUGAACGCCGUUCCCUUCAUGAUGGGGAUCAGCGAGCAGGAAUUUGGGUGGAUGAUCCCGCAGUCUGUGAAUGUGACGGGAUUGGCUGAUGGAAUGGACAGAGAAACGGCAGAACGCAACUUGCGCAGCUUCCCGCAACUGAGUUUGGGGUCCGAUGUUCUUCCUCUGGUAAUGGAGGAGUAUUUUGAGGAUGUGACCGACCCCCUCCAGAUCCGGGACCGCUUCCUGGACAUGUGCGGUGAUUUGGUUUUUGUUAUCCCAGCCCUGAAGUUUGCUCGGCAUUACAGAGACUCCGGACUUCCUGUCUUCUUCUACGAGUUUCAGCAUCGUCCUUCCUUAUUCCGUGACACCAAGCCGGCUUUCGUCAGGGCGGACCACGGCGACGAGCUCCUCUAUGUGUUCGGGGGACCGUUUCUAACUGACGGACAAAUAUUCAGCAGUAACUUCACCGAAGAAGAGAAGAUUCUGAGCAAAGUCGUGAUGAAAUAUUGGGCCAACUUUGCCCGCGACGGGGACCCGAACGGGCCAGGGCUGGAGCGAUGGCCGCGGUACGAGGAGGACGAAGGUUACCUGGAGCUCGGCACGAAGCAGAAAGCGUCUGUGAGGCUGAAGGGGAAACGUCUCCAGUUCUGGACGGAGAUCCUCCCCCAAAAACUGCGAAUGUCUCAGCAAGAGCGCGAAGAGCUGUAAAUGGA
This is a messenger RNA of Nanorana parkeri, 1703 nucleotides long. Its product is annotated as carboxylesterase 5A-like. Lineage: Eukaryota; Metazoa; Chordata; Amphibia; Anura; Dicroglossidae. Bases 1 to 1698 code for a protein of 565 amino acids. The record is from RefSeq and is a predicted model, not a curated record. The transcript has 12 exons.